Molecule: messenger RNA, 3912 nt
Organism: Ectocarpus sp. CCAP 1310/34
Lineage: Eukaryota; Phaeophyceae; Ectocarpales; Ectocarpaceae
Source: the annotation of a GenBank genome assembly
AUGGGCGUAGAUAUUAUCUCCCUAGUGUCGCUCAUAUAUCAGGCCGGCGGUGCCGUCAUCUACCAGUGCAAGCUCGUCAAGCAGUGUCCCGGGCAGGCCGCACGCCUCGCGAUACGGACGCAGAACGUCCUGGGGUUGCUGAGUUCGGCAGCGGAACAAUUCGAGGGCAAUGUGGCUCUUGAGACGAGCCUGCUGGAGCUCCGAAACGUGCUGCUGCGGGUUAUCCAGCUGGUCGAACGGUGCAAGCAGCCUGCGCGGUUCUCGGCAAAGGUGCUUCGCGUUUUUCGCAUCAAGGCCACCAAAGAAGCCCUCGUGGGAGCUGAGGCGGACCUCGAGCGCGUCACGCGAGACCUCCGCCUACCGUUGCUGACGGACAUCAAACGCCAGCUUGGCGAGAUCAAAGAUCACGUCGUGAACGAUCCUCAGCAAGACAGGGCUGCUGCUGCCGUUAUAACCGCCGCCGCCACGGCUAACGGCGACCAACAACAACAACAAGCGGCGGCGGCAGCGGCAGCCGCGACCGCGUUGAAGAGCCAGGGUCGGGACGCGGACCCGCUGGACUGCGCGGAUGAAGCGCUGAUACAGAAGGCGAGAGACGCAAUCGACCGAGGGAUGAUGGCCCGCAGCACGAACGGCUCUACCGUCGGAGAGGUCAUCCGCGGGGAAAUCGCGAAGUCGGGCGUAGUGAGCCCCCUCACAGAGACCGGCGGCGGCAACCACGGCGCCGGUGGCGGCGAUGCCGAUCGCACCGCCGGCAGUCUCAUCGUCCACGUAAAGCGCGUCCGAUUCGAGGCCCUGGAGGAAGAGGAGCAACUAGGCCUGGGAACGUUCGGUGUUGUGCUGGCGGCGAGGUACUUUGGCCGCGACGUGGCCGUCAAGAAGGCCCGGGCUGCCUGCACCAGCCGGACACUCGAGGAUUUCCGGCAAGAGGCCGAACUUCACUUCGCGAUGCGCCACGACAACAUCGUCGAAGUCAUCGCCUUCAGCGUUGGGGACGCGGUCCACCCCCCUUGCCUGGUCAUGGAGAGGAUGGACGAGUCGCUCUAUGAACUGCUGAGCCUGCAGCUCAGCAUCAACUUCCCCUGGGCCCUCGGAAUAAUACACGAUGUGUGCAAGAGCCUCAACGUCUUGCUAGACGCAGAAGGCACGGCCAAGCUUUCAGACUUUGGCCUCGCCCAAGUGAGCUCGACCGUCAACAAGGACACCGGCGGCACAUACCACAGCAAGGUUGGUUCGGACUUUUGGAUGGCGCCGGAGGUCCACGUGCAUCGGAAGGCCACCGCGCUGUCGGACAUCUUCAGCCUGCACGUCGUCAUGUGGGAGGUAAUCACGAACCAGAAGGCGGGCAUCGGUCCUCCUGUUGGAGAGCUCCUCCUCCGAGCUCCCAACGCCAGGCUUUCCCUCGAGAGCGCUUCUGGUCCGGCGCCUCUCAUUGAGCGCAUGCAAGACCUGCUCGACCGUUGCGGUUCUCUCCACGACAAGAACAGGCCGACGAUGAAGCUAGUAGCCCUGUCAGCUACAGCGAAAGCCGAAAGCUUCCACGACUGCGGGGAGCGGCAUGAGUGGGAAGACAGCAGCCUCUCCGCGGAUGAUUUGGGGAUGUUUUCACCUCCUGCUAUGUCCACCCAACAGCAGCAUCAAUCGGCAGCGAUCCCCAACUUCGCGGCGGUCGGUUACGGCAACCACCACCACAGCCAAUACCACAACCAAAUCUACAGCGAGCGGAGCGGGCGAGACCACGCAGGCGCGGGCUGUACCACCCACAACUGGGCGCCACAAAUUUCUGGUUGCGACGCUCUUGUUCAGCAACAGCAGCAGCCUUUUGUCAAACAUAUCCCUGAAGCCCACGCCAAUCGCGUCUCCGUCGAAUUGAGCGAGACAGGCACACGCCACCCGGGAGAUUUCGGCGGUUUCAACCGCACAGGUGACGGCAUCACACAAGAAGGUGGUGUGACUGCGCGGGGCACCUGGCAGACUCCGGGCUCGUUCUCGACCAGGCGGCAGCGGUCGGGAUCUUCUAGAACCCCCCCCGGCUACGGCUUCGUUCGGCCACCAGCCCACCCGGCAGCCGUCAGGCGGGGGUUCCGUGAGAAUGCCGGUGGUGCAACGCCGGAGGCCGCCACGCCCCAGCCACCCCCACCCCCGCCGCCUUCCUCGUCCAGCAGCCCGGCCACCCAAGGCGACGACAGCCACGACUGCGUCGAGCUAGGCCUGUCCACGUUCGGCUCAGGCGUGGGGUACCCGGACUUUCUGGGUCGACAGAAUCGGCCGCCGAGCAGCUCGGCGUCAACAGUCAGCAGCUCGUUUCGCGACGGGAAGGAGAGCGGCGGCAGCACCGGCGGGAGUGCCCACGGAGGAACGACGCCCGACUUGAGCAGCACCAGUCGGGAAACCGUGGUCCACGGCUACGCUCAGUCUCGUUGGAGCAAGAGGGCCGCCAUCGCCGCGGCCAGGAAGCACAAAAAUGCAAAGGCGAGGGUUGGCGCCACGAUCGGUGGCAAGACGGGUAUUCCCGGCAGGACGGUCGCCGAGGUGUCCUCCGGCACAGCGCCUGCAGUGGCGCCGGCGACGCGCAACACGCAGCAGGCGAUCCGGAGAACCCCCGACACGGGGCCCCUGACCGCCUUCAACCUCAUGGCCGCGACCCCUUCGAAGGAGGAGGCAGCGACGAUUAAAGCAACAACCCCGACUGGCAGCAGCGGUGAUAACGUCAACAGCAGUCACCCGAGAAAUCCCGUCUCUGCUAACAGCCAUGCUCAUGGCGGCGGUGUUGGCCGGACUUUUGGAAGGGACAUCCCGCACUCGGCGUCCGGGGACUCUGACGCCGGAUCGUAUAACGGUGUCGGCGAUGAAAUUAACGAACACGAAACGGAGAAGGGGAAGGCGGAAGCUGCGGGGCCAGCUCCGACAAUGCGGGGCGAAACAGCGGAGGACGACGAGGACCACACGCACCAGGCGCCCAAGGAAGACGGCCUGUGGGCGGGAGGACUGGGGCUGGGCACUGCAGAGGAAGCGGCUCGCUUGGACAGCGUCGAGUACCAGCACCAGGAGGAGGAGGCCAACGAACAGCAGAAGGCAGAACAAGGCGCGGCGGUGGAAGGGGAGGGGCAAGAGGAACAGGAACGCGUGGACGACUACCCGUUUCCGACGUCCGGCGAAGAGAAGGAGGGGCAGCGCGUCACCACCCACGACCGCGCUGUGCUCAUGAUCCUCUUCGAGGUGUGGAAGGGCCCCGCCUGGAACGGCAACGCCAACUGGGGGUCUGACGCUCCCGUCGAGUGGUGGUACAACGUUUCGGCGAAAUUCCGCCGGGACUGGGAAUGCUCUCCUUCCUUCAGGAGCUCCGUCUACACCGAAAUUCUCUCAGGGGUGGAAAGCGAUUGGACUUCGGGCCCUAUCCCCCAGGAGAUUGGGAACCUCUCGCUGCUGGAGAAGCUCUUCCUAGGCCAAAACCGCCUCGUGGGCCCUAUUCCGAAGGGUAUUGGGAGGCUCACACGCUUGCGGCUUGUCUUCCUGAACGACAACCACCUCACAGGGGAAAUUCCUCCGGUCCUGGGGAACCUCGAGGCCCUGCAAAGUCUCGACCUCAGCGGAAACAAUCUCGAAGGCCCGAUACCGUUGGAGCUCGGGCGCCUCCGGGUGCUGACGGAGCUCACGAUCGGACGGAACCGCCUCACGGGAGGCAUCCCGGAAGAACUCGGCAACCUCGACAGACUGAUUGUGCUGGAUCUCAGCAGCAACUAUCUUGAAGGAGACAUCCCUCUAACUCUUCGAAACCCAACGUCGUUAGAGUACGUCGAGUUGGACGGGAACGCCGACCUCACAGACGAGCGCAUCCUAGCGAAUGCGGUCCUACAGCUGUCGCUCGCAGACAGAGCCGUCGUGCGGACGAGUGGCACCCCAAUCGGGUGA